UGGAACACCAGUGGAAUAUUUGGAACACCAGUGGAAUAUUUGGAACAUGCUCCUAGGCGAAUCUUGGCAGGUUUUAGUAGAUGGAUACAAAAUCGCCCAUGGUGAAAAUCUAGUAUUUUCUGAUUUUCUUGGACUGUGUUUGAGCUAUCGAGAAUUGGAAUACACCAUUCGAUAGAACUCAUCGAGUUGUACUUGGAACACACCCUGGGACUGUUGGAAGAUGUUCCUGGGCGAAUCUUGGCUGGAUUUACUCGAAUCUGGUGCUAACUUCACCUACAUAAUUUUUUUAGUGUUGUUAUUAGGAACAUUGACUGUAUAUUAAAAGAGCAAUACAAGUAUGUGAGCAUUACCUUUCUCUUUCCUUCAUUUUCUCUAGGUGAAAUCGUAUGCACAUAGCCAACAAAUCAUCGGAGCAACAAGGAUACAUAGGUAGUUUAUAAGAACAAGCAGCCGUAAUCGGUUUCAUCCUUGUUUAAGGGGCUCAUCAGACGUCAAGUUCAAAUUCAUCAUUAUCUAAAGAUAACAAUGAAACUGCAAUCGACCCCUAUGAAAUAGAAGAGAUACAGUGUUAAGUAUGGCUACUUUAUAAGAACAAGCAGUCAUGACCAGUUUCGUCGUUAUCUUAGGAUAAUGAUGAAUUUGAACAUGCCGUCUGAUGAGUCCCUUAAGCAAAGACGAAGCCGGUCACGGCUGCUUGUUCAUAUUAACUCUAAGUUGAAUCAAUUAUCACAAAAUUUUGAUAAAAAUAAUGAUCAAAAAAAAAAAAUGUUCAGAAACACAAUGUAAAUGAUUCGUUAUAAGCGAACAAAAUUUUUGAUAAUAAAAAUUUUAUUAUCAUUAUAUAGCGGAUCUUACAAAAGAGAUUUCAAAAGGUACUCAACCGCUUCAACAAACAAUUGAUAAUCUAUGAAAACAGCAACAAGCAUUACUCGAAGUAAUACAUGAUUUACCGAAAAAAUUUCAUGCUAUUCAACAAUCUCAACUACAAACAGAUUUAAUUAAAGAACUUUCUCCAAAACUUGAUCCAAUAACUCAAUCAAUUAAAGCUAUUAAAGAUAGAUUUUUUUUUCCUUUAAUUUGUCUAAUUGAAUAA
Molecule: messenger RNA, 1093 nt
Organism: Rotaria sordida
Lineage: Eukaryota; Metazoa; Rotifera; Eurotatoria; Philodinida; Philodinidae
Source: the annotation of a GenBank genome assembly